AUGUCGAAGAUCACCAAGGCAGCGAAGGCCGUGAAGAAAGUGGACACAGGCAAUAUAAUCCGGGCCAUAGUGAGGUCAGGACAGGCGGCGCCGGGACCCCCGCUCGGCCCCAUCCUGGGACAGUUGGCUCCCAAAGCAGGGGCGAUGAAUGAUUUAGACAUCUGUCCGUUAAGCGUGGAUAGACGGUUCGGAGCGCCGUGGCCAGGACGCCGCGCCGUGCGCUUGUGUCUGUUGGCUCUGGAGCCGGCGGUGUGUGGAGCAAACUGUAAAUAA
Menidia menidia (Atlantic silverside) is the source of this 273-nucleotide messenger RNA. NCBI's taxonomy places the organism in Eukaryota, Metazoa, Chordata, Actinopteri, Atheriniformes, Atherinopsidae. The record is from the annotation of a GenBank genome assembly.